Messenger RNA from Diaporthe citri, 3612 nucleotides. RefSeq lists its product as uncharacterized. The record is from RefSeq and is a predicted model, not a curated record. Lineage: Eukaryota; Fungi; Ascomycota; Sordariomycetes; Diaporthales; Diaporthaceae. Gene Ontology annotation, biological process: endosomal transport; endocytosis. Gene Ontology annotation, cellular component: plasma membrane; cytoplasm. Gene Ontology annotation, molecular function: protein binding; calcium ion binding. The coding region runs from base 1 to 3612 and encodes 1203 amino acids. The transcript is spliced from 3 exons.
AUGGCCGAAAGCAGCAGCGCCGAUGCUGGUGCCCCGAACCUGAACCUAGGCCCCGACGAGAAGCGAGUCUACGGCCAGCUCUUCCGACAAGCAGACACCGAGAGUGUCGGGGUGGUCACUGGAGAGAUCGCCGUCAAGUUCUUCGAGAAGACCAGGCUGGACUCGAGGAUACUCGGUGAGAUCUGGCAGCUCGCCGACCAGGAGAACCGUGGCUUCCUCACCCCGGCCGGCUUCGGCAUUGCCCUGCGCCUGAUCGGACACGCCCAGGCUGGCCGUGAACCGUCGCUACAAGUCGCCCUACAACCCGGCCCCAUCCCACGAUUCGAUGGCUUCACGCCCGCCCCUCCUCCGCUCGCUCCCGCUCCCACCGGCUCUCCUCAACCCAUCUCGGCCCAGGGCACCGGGAACGCCCCCAUCCGAAUCCCUCCCCUGACUCCAGAUAAGGUCGCGCAAUAUGCUGGUCUCUUCGAGCGCCAACAACUCCAACCUGGCAGCCUGCUGGGUGGAGAGCAGGCGAGGCAGAUAUUCGAGAGGUCGAACCUGCCAAAUGAGACACUGGGCCGCAUCUGGCAGCUCGCCGACACAGAGCAGAGGGGCGCGCUCGUGCAGACCGAGUUCGUCAUCGCCAUGCACCUGCUGACCAGCAUGAAGUCUGGUGCGCUCAGAGCCCUUCCCAACAUUCUCCCGGCCCCUCUGUACGAGGCUGCUACACGGCGUGGCUCUGCUGCUGGAAGGCCACAGAGCCCAAGUGGCCCAACCGCGCCCAUUUCUGCUAUACCCCGCCAGCUUAGCGGACAGGCUGGGCAUCAGAUUCCCAUGCGGACAGCCUCUCCAAUAGCCGGUGCCCAUGGAAGAUCUCCUCUAGCACCUCAAUCCACUGGCGAUGCGUGGCUCAUCACACAGGCUGACAAGCAACGCUUCGAUGUUAUCUACGACAGCCUUGACAAGACCAAGAAAGGCUUCAUUACGGGCGAAGAAGCGGUUCCGUUCCUGAGUCAGUCCAAUCUUCCAGAGGCUGCCCUUGCAAAUAUCUGGGAUCUUGCAGACAUCAGGUCCGAGGGCCGUCUCAACCGGGACGAGUUCGCCGUGGCCAUGUACUUGAUCCGGCAACAGCGCAUGAAACAGGGAGAUCUGCCACAAGUCCUGCCACAAAACUUGAUACCGCCCAGUAUGAGAGCUCAAGCGCGCCCGUCUACUGCUACGAAUGCUUUCGAUGCACCACCACCUCAGCAACAGGCCCCCGUCCAACCGCCUCAGCCACCCAAGCCAGUCUCUGCUCUUGACGAUCUCUUCGGGCUGGAGUCUGCGCCUGGUCCGGCAGCAGCAGCCCAGGGCCCUGCGCCAACCGGCGGUUCCGCAGCAAAUGACCCAUUCGCAGGUAGCGCCAGCCCCCUCGCUCCAGCAUCGCCAGCCCGAGCCUCGCCGACAACCACAGGAAAUUUCAAGCCUUUUGUGCCCUCUUCUUCUUUUGGCCGUUCUUUGAACCCUCAAGCCACGGGAGGAUCGGCAUCAGGAUCUCAGCCUGCGCCUCCACAGCCUGCAAUAGCAGAAGAUCUCCUGGGUGACUCGGAACCUCAAACUCAGGCCAAAGGCAAUGAUAUGAAUGAGACGAUGGAGCUUGCGAACCUAUCCAACCAAAUAGGGACGCUUUCGAAAUCGAUGCAGGAUGUGGCAGGGCAGCGUAAUGCCACGCAGAACGAGCUCACGCAAACCUCACAGCAGAAGAAGAACUUUGAGCAGCGUCUUGCUCAGCUUCGCACUCUGUAUGAGAACCAGGCGAAGGAGGUACGCGAGCUACAGGACAAGCUCAACGCCUCCCGCAACGAGACGAAGAAGCUCCAGGCAGAGAGUCUUGCUCUUGACGGCACGCUUCAUGAUCUACAGACUCAGUACCAGACUGUUGCGACGGCCCUGCAGGCUGAUCAACAGGAGAACGCCAACUUGAAAGAGAAGAUACGAGCUGUUAACGCAGAGGUUGCUUCUAUCAAGCCCCAGAUCGAGAAGCUCAAAUCUGAAGCUCGCCAGCAAAAAGGCCUGGUGGCCAUCAACAGGAAGCAGCUGACGACUAACGAGGGUGAACGCGACAAGCUCAAGACAGAGGCUGAAGAUCUGACCAAAGAGAACUCCGAGCUGGCAAGACAACUUAGCCAAAGUCCCCCGCCGAAUCCUCCGCCCCAAGUCGCCAGUCCUGCCCUUAGUAAUGCCAGUGGUAGCAACCCUUUCUUCCGGAGGACAGGUAGCACGGACAUGAUGGGCGCCUUCGCCAGCCCCGGCGCACCCAAGACCUACAAUGACAAGUCUUUCGACGACGUCUUUGGCCCUGCUAUCCCAGCUUUCAAGCCUCAGACCACAGGGGCCUCGGCCGCUAGCACCGGGUCGUUCGCCACGCCCACAUCAAACAGCCCCAAUGUGAGCAGGAACCCGACCUUUGCGAAUGAAGCGUCCGCACCAGCCCCUGCCCCGCCUGAGCCGCGACAAGUAUCGACUCCCGCUGCAGACCCAGUCACUUCUGCACCACUUGAGGCAACAGCCACGGGGGGCUCGACUGCCGAAACCAAGGACCCGGAAGUCAAGCCGGCCGAUCCCGGCUCCUUCUUCGAUGGGACAAAGUCUGAUACUCCCGCCGGCUCUGGUGGUGACCCCUUCUCGGCCAUGGACCAAGCCAAGGCCAAGGAUGACUUCGAGAGCGCUUUCGCCAGCUUCAAGAACUCAAACGCGCCGAAGUCUGCACCAGAGGAUGCGUCUACGACAGAGCAGCCGAAGGCUCGGUCGGCUUUUGACUCGGAAUUCCCUCCCAUCUCUGAGCUUGAAAAAGACGACUCCUCCGAUUCUGAAGAUGAUCAGGGUGGCUUUGAUGACGACUUUGCCCCAGCAAGUCCUUCUGCCAACCCAGCGGACAAGGCGGCAUCGCCAACCCUGGCCAAGGCAGUCGCCCCGGAUGCGCCAGCUGCCGGACCUGACGAGACUGCCCAGAGCAAAGCGGACGAUGUUUUCGGUAGUGCCCCACCGCCUGGCAGCUUCGAGCCCGAGCCGACGCCAAGCACCGAGGCUCCGGCUGCUGCCGGCAGCGAUGGUACGACGACAGGAAUGUCGAAGCAAAGCUCUACCUUUGAUGAUCUCGACGACGACUUCGCCGACCUUGAGGAUGCGAAGGAGGGGUCAACAGCCGACGAUGACUUCCAGACCAUCAGCAGAUCUGGUCUCGACGACUUCAACGCCACUUUUGACAGUCCGCCUCCAGCGGCCAAGAGUGAGGCGGCCGCAGCUCCACCGGGCAGCAGCCACGGCCCUGCAGCCCCGUUCAGCAACGAGAGCACCUUUGACUUUGCGAGCAUUGACAACACCGCCUCCCAAACCUCUGCCGCGGCUCCGGCCGAGGGCGCCCCCAAGGGCCCCACACAGCCGGAUAACCACGACUGGGACGCCAUCUUCGCCUCGCUCGAUGACGCACCACCAACACAGUCGGGAACCCCACCACCUCCGGGAAGCGCAGGCAGUGGAGCGGCUCCGCCUGCUGUCGCCGCGGCGGCAGCAGAGCCCAGCAAGGAAGCUGGCAGCAUGGACUCCUCACUGGGCCCGGGCCCAGGCCCACCGGCCCGGGCAGGGCUCUAA